Spirodela intermedia is the source of this 528-nucleotide messenger RNA. The record is from the annotation of a GenBank genome assembly. Lineage: Eukaryota; Viridiplantae; Streptophyta; Magnoliopsida; Alismatales; Araceae.
AUGCAGGAGCUAAUCUUACAACUUCCCAACUUUAGUAAAUCAUUUGAAGUAUACACGGAUGCUUCAAAAAUGGCCAUUGGAGAGGUGUUGAUGUAGGAUGGACACUUAGUGGCUUUCAAGGAGAGAAAGCUAAAUGACACAAAGUAAUGGUACUCGGUGCAUGAGAAGGAGAUGACAGCAUUGGUCCAUUGUUUGUGGGUGUGGAGGCAUUACUUACUUGACCAACACUUUACCAUCUACAUCGACAAUGUGGCAACAAGUUUUUUCAACUCUCAAAAAAAAUUAUCACCUAAAUAAGUAAGAUGGCAAGAUCUUUUAGCAGAAUACAAUUUCACACUCAAAUAUAAACUAAGAUGGACCAAUAUAGUCACUAAUAUACUGAGCUGUCAAGGAGCCAUAGUAGAAGCAAUUGCAUUAUCGACGAGUAUAGGGGAUCUUUCGGAUGAGAUUCAAGUAGCACACAAUACAGACCCCACCAUCAAACAACUUAUUCAACAAAUAGAGUCUGGUGAGACAUGUCAAUUCUAG